AUGGGACACUUUCUUGGUACUUUUCAAACUAGAGAUUUGGAUAUGGAAAUGAACUUACAACCAACUUUUGAUUCGAACAUCGGCUUCAAAACAAGACGAACGCAGCGCAAAAUGGUGGCAUGCGAAGAAGACUUGAUGUCAGCCAGAGUUCCGCCCCAGUACAGAGAUUACUGCGCUCACAUUCUGUUAAAUUAUUUAGUUUGUAGGUACAAACACAUGCCAUUUGUAUACAAGUGUGCACACGAGAAACAUAAUUACAUGAACUGUGAACAAGCCGACUAUGUACUGCGUAUGAAAGAAUUUGAAAGAGAAAAGAGAUUGCGACAAAGAGAGAAACGAUUAAAACAGGAAUCCAAUUCGUAG
Molecule: messenger RNA, 363 nt
Organism: Diatraea saccharalis (sugarcane borer)
Lineage: Eukaryota; Metazoa; Arthropoda; Insecta; Lepidoptera; Crambidae
Source: the annotation of a GenBank genome assembly